GCAGGAAGCAUUCGCAUUCUGAAUCGCCCUUCUUAUCGCUAAAUGGCCCAGAUUCGUAAAAGAUUUUCAUCGAAAUAAUAUGUUUCUGAUCACUGGUAAAAUUUUAGUAUAAUGUGAAACGGACCAAGUUUGUCCACAAGAACUCGAGAGGUGAUCCGCCCCCCACUCUCUAUUGCACUAUUCUCUCUCUCUCUCUCUCUCUCUCUCUCUGCACCAGCAGCAACAUCAUUUUAAAAAACGACGUGGAAAUCCCAUCACGUAACUUGGCAUCUCACCUCAAAACGCAACCUCUCCCUCUCUCUCUCUCUCUCUCUCUCUCUCUCUAAACUACUAUAUAUAACAUGCAUACUACACUUCAUUUUCGACAUACCCCAAAACACAACGCCAAAACUGCCCAACCAAAAUUUAAAAAAAAGGGAAAAUGCAUCACAAGCACUCACACACUCAUUUCUCACUCCUAGUGCUCUCCCUAACCCUCUUAUGUCUAUACGCUCGCACUGGACACUCCAGACCCCCGUUCGCGUGUGACCCGCACAACGCGGAGACUGGGAACUUACCCUUCUGCCGGGAAUCCCUGCCGAUCCGCGAUCGCGUGCAGGACUUGAUCGGACGACUGACGUUGCAGGAGAAGAUCAGAUUGUUGGUUAACAAUGCCAUAGCCGUGCCGAGGCUCGGGAUUAAAGGGUACGAAUGGUGGUCCGAGGCUCUCCAUGGGGUUUCCGACGUGGGGCCAGGGACCAAGUUUGGUGGGGCCUUUCCUGGGGCCACUAGUUUUCCUCAAGUCAUCACAACCGCUGCUUCCUUUAAUGCUUCGCUUUGGGAACAGAUCGGACGGGUGGUAUCGGAUGAAGCAAGAGCUAUGUACAAUGGGGGAACGGCUGGGUUAACGUACUGGAGCCCAAAUGUGAACAUAUUCAGAGACCCCAGAUGGGGCAGGGGCCAAGAAACUCCCGGCGAAGACCCCGUUUUGGCCGGAAGAUACGCUGCCAGUUACGUCAGGGGACUGCAGGGCAACGCCGCCGGCAACCGCCUGAAGGUUGCUGCUUGCUGUAAACACUACACUGCCUAUGACCUCGAUAACUGGAACGGUGUCGAUCGGUUCCAUUUCAAUGCAAGGGUGAGCAAGCAGGAAUUGGAGGAAACAUAUAAUGUUCCAUUUAAAGCAUGUGUGAUGGAAGGGAGGGUUGCAAGUGUGAUGUGCUCUUACAAUCAGGUCAAUGGCAAACCCACCUGUGCUGACCCUGAUCUCCUCCAAAACACCAUCCGCGGCCAAUGGCACCUCAAUGGAUACAUAGUCUCAGAUUGUGAUUCGGUUGGUGUUUUAUACGACACCCAACACUAUACGGCCACACCAGAAGAUGCGGCUGCAGCCACCAUCAAAGCAGGCUUGGAUUUGGACUGUGGGCCUUUCCUAGCGAUCCACACAGAGUCGGCCAUACGGGCAGGGAAACUGAGCGAGGCCGAUGUUAAUGGGGCCUUGGCCCAUACACUUACGGUCCAAAUGCGAUUGGGCAUGUUCGACGGAGAGCCAUCUAGGCAGCCCUUUGGGAAUCUAGGCCCAAACGAUGUCUGCACCCCGGCCCACCAACAACUGGCCCUCGAGGCGGCCCGGCAAGGCAUUGUGCUGCUACAGAACCGUGCGCGGUCGCUGCCACUCUCCACCGCCCGCCACCGGACUAUCGCUGUUAUCGGUCCCAAUUCCGACGUCACCGUCACCAUGAUCGGAAACUAUGCCGGAGUUGCAUGUGGUUACACUACUCCUCUACAAGGCAUAGCUAGAUAUGCGAAGACAGUUCACCAGUCGGGCUGCAACGGCGUUGCUUGCCCCGAUAACCAGCUCUUCGGGCAAGCUGAGACCGCGGCCCGCCAGGCCGACGCUACGGUCCUAGUGAUGGGCCUUGACCAAUCAAUAGAAGCGGAAUUCAAGGAUCGGGUUGGGCUCCUAUUACCUGGACACCAACAAGAGCUCGUGUCCCGAGUCGCCACUGCUUCGAGAGGUCCGGUGGUUCUGGUCUUGAUGUCCGGUGGGCCUCUUGAUGUUUCUUUCGCCAAAAAUGACCCCCGUGUUUCGGCCAUUUUGUGGGUUGGUUAUCCAGGCCAGGCUGGGGGAACUGCGAUCGCUGACGUUUUAUUUGGAAGAACCAAUCCAGGAGGAAAGCUCCCCAUGACAUGGUAUCCACAAGACUACUUAGCCAAGGCCCCAAUGACAGACAUGGCCCUGCGGGCUAACCCAUCAAGAGGCUAUCCGGGUCGAACCUACCGGUUCUACAAGGGCCCGGUUGUGUUUCCAUUUGGGCUUGGGCUAAGCUACACCAAUUUUGCCCACGAGAUAGCCAAUGCUCCAACCGCGGUUUCGGUACCUCUGGCAACCCUCGACAGGCUCAAAAAUUCGACCACAUUUAGCAAUGGCGUAAGGGUCAAGCACACAAACUGUGACGCCCUUUCGCUAGGAGUAGAUGUUGAUGUUAAAAACACCGGCGAUAUGGAUGGGACCCACUCGCUACUCGUAUUUUCGACUCCUCCUAUGGGGAAAGGGGAUCUAGAAAAGCAAUUGAUAGGAUUCGAAAAGGUACAUGUGGUGGCCGGCGGGCGACAGAGAGUUAGGGUUCACAUCGACGUAUGCAAGCACCUAAGCGUCGUCGACCAAUUCGGAAUUCGAAGAAUUCAAAUGGGUGAACAUAGUCUUCAUUUUGGGGAUAUUAAGCAUUCCAUCUCUCUCCAAGCAACAUUAGGUGACAUAAGAACAUAGUGAAAGCCAUCAAUAGGACUAUACCCAAGUGCCAAAAUGGCCUUUAGUUUUUUAAAAUGUUGAAUCCAAAGCAAGUGUAAAAAAAAAGGUAUGUUUCUUGGUUAUUACAAGCAAAAAAAGGGAAUAAAAUUAAAUAAAGCUGAAAAGAUAGUGUAAUAAUCUGGAUUGAUAGUUAUUGAAACUGUAAAUUAUUGCUUGAA
Rhododendron vialii is the source of this 2949-nucleotide messenger RNA. Its product is annotated as putative beta-D-xylosidase. Gene Ontology annotation, biological process: arabinan catabolic process; xylan catabolic process. Bases 422 to 2749 code for a protein of 775 amino acids. Lineage: Eukaryota; Viridiplantae; Streptophyta; Magnoliopsida; Ericales; Ericaceae. The transcript has 7 exons. Gene Ontology annotation, molecular function: alpha-L-arabinofuranosidase activity; xylan 1,4-beta-xylosidase activity. Gene Ontology annotation, cellular component: plant-type cell wall. The record is from RefSeq and is a predicted model, not a curated record.